Molecule: messenger RNA, 1671 nt
Organism: Ipomoea triloba (trilobed morning glory)
Lineage: Eukaryota; Viridiplantae; Streptophyta; Magnoliopsida; Solanales; Convolvulaceae
Product: cold-responsive protein kinase 1-like
Exons: 8
Coding region: 1-1671 (556 amino acids)
Biological process (GO): protein phosphorylation
Molecular function (GO): protein kinase activity; ATP binding
Source: RefSeq, a predicted model, not a curated record
AUGAUAAUUGACUGGGUGGCCAAAAGCCUCUGCAACUUGCAGGCCGGUCUUGGUUUUCACUGGUUCGAAGCCCCUGCCCACCCAUGGUACGAGGACAGGUACUUCUACGAGCAGAUUUCAGGUGACGGGACCUAUCCAAUUUGCGGUAAACGAACUGCCCCCGACCAAUAUGUUUUCAAUACGACAGCAAAACAACUGCUAUAUGAGCUUCAACUUGCAACCCCCAGAACUAAUGGGCUUUUCGCCGCAGCAAGAAAGGACGCCUCUGGUGGUGGUGGUAGUGGUAGUGGUGGUUCCGCCUUUGCGGUGGCACAAUGUAUUGAAACAAUCGACGACACUGGGUGUCAGGCAUGUUUGACAAUAACUUACAGAAACAUACUGGGUUGUUUAUCAAAAUCUGCAGCUGGAAGAGCUAUUGCCCCAGGUUGCUUCAUGAGAUACUCAAACAAACGCUUUUUUCCGAGUAACCAGACAACUAAUCUAGCAGCCUUCCUAGAAACAGGGAGUUCAUCAGGAAAAAAGAAAGCUAUUAUUGCAGGUGUAGUGGGUGGUGUGGGAAUCAUAUUGGUAUUAGCAGCCAUUUUUCUUUAUCUAAGAUCAAAAAACACAAAAGCAGCAAGAAGAGGCAAUAUUUUGGGGGCAACUCAGUUGAGAGGUCCAGAGAACUACAGAUAUAAAGAUUUGAAAGCCGCAACAAAAGGUUUCAGCGCAGAAAAUAAACUCGGCCAAGGAGGUUUUGGUGAUGUAUACAAGGGCACACUAAAGAACGGGGAUGUGGUUGCGGUGAAGAAACUAGCAAUGAUUUCCAAUAGAGCAAAGACAGACUUCGAAACCGAAGUUAGGCUUAUUACAAAUGUCCAUCAUCGCAAUCUCAUUCGCCUAUUGGGAUGUUCUGCCAAAGGAGAAGAGCUGCUAUUGGUUUAUGAAUACAUGGCAAAUGCCAGUCUUGACAGAUACAUAUAUGGAGAUAAACGAGGGAUGCUGAAUUGGAAGCAACGUGUUGAUAUAAUAUUGGGUACAGCUACGGGUCUUACCUAUCUGCAUGAGCAAUUCCAUGUAUGUAUCAUACACAGAGACAUAAAAUCCAGCAAUAUAUUACUAGAUGAUGACUUUCAGCCCAAAAUUGCUGAUUUUGGUCUGGCAAGGCUUUUACCUGAAAAUCAGAGCCAUGUUAGCACUAAAUUUGCAGGAACUUUGGGAUAUACAGCGCCAGAAUAUGCGCUUCAUGGCCACUUAUCAGAGAAAGUUGACAUCUACAGUUUUGGCAUCGUCAUCCUGGAAAUCAUUAGUGGUAGAAGGAGCAGUGACAUACGAGUUGAGCCUGUCACUGAGUAUCUCCUUGAACAAGCAUGGAAACUUUACGAGAACGGGGAACAUCUACGACUGGUGGAUAGCACUUUAGACCCCAAUGACUAUACAGCAGAAGAAGUGAAGAGAAUCUUGGAGAUUGCAUUGGUAUGCACCCAAUCACCUCCCAAUCUAAGGCCAAGCAUGUCGGAAAUGGUCAUCAUGCUUUCAAGUGAUCGUCCAAUAUUUCAAAACCAACCAAACAGGCCUACCGUUAUCUCUGAUUUGGGGAAUAGGGUACAGGUAGUUACGGACGCAUCAACCACCACAGCAUCAUCCGCUUCUCAUGCCACCGUUUCAAUUUCAGAUGUCUCAGGCCGCUAG